Molecule: messenger RNA, 5799 nt
Organism: Momordica charantia (bitter melon)
Lineage: Eukaryota; Viridiplantae; Streptophyta; Magnoliopsida; Cucurbitales; Cucurbitaceae
Source: RefSeq, a predicted model, not a curated record
GACAAACUCCAUUUUUUUUUGAGAAGAUCUAGUGAGAUUCUGUUUUUCAUGGAAGAGCCGGAUGAGAGAGAUGCUUCUCGCGGUGUUUCGGAGUCAACCGUCACUGCUGGGGAGCAUGUAGUUGACGGAAACCUAGUGGGUUCCGGUGUUAGUGUUAGUAAGGAGCGGGUUCAAAGUUCGUUGUCGGAGGAGGAGGUGGGAAGAGCAGAGGGGGGUGAUGGGGCUUGUAAUGGUGGUGAGGAUAUCAUGGUGGAAGUUUUGGGUUCUGAUGUUUAUUUUGAUGGUGUAUGUACUGAUAGGACUGCUGAGAACUUGGAUGAGGUUGGUUCUGGUGGUUCAACUGGGGAGGAGCCCAGUGUGGGGAGGGAUGGAAUAUCUCCCCGUGGAGAUGCACCCGAUGUAGGUGUUUCUGGUGGUCCAGAAAGUGAGGGAGUGUCGGGGGUUGGGGAAUCAGUAAAAGAAACGUCUCAAGGAGGUGUGGAGGGCGACCAAGGAGUUGUUGAUGCUAUGGUUCUGGAUCAUGAUGCUCGGGUGGAUGAUUCUUCGAUAGUUGCAAGCCAUAUGGACAGAGAGGCUGAAGCUGUUCAUGUGGAGGAGGAAAACACUGGAAGCAAGGAGGCUAUGGAUGUAGAUACACAGGUGGGAUCCAGUGUAGGCAGUCUAGUUCACAACAGUCCAGAUGAUAAAAUUUCGAACAAUGAAGAACCUCAUAAGGUGGAGGUUCGUUCUGUGCAACCAAAGAAUUCUCCAACAGAAAAUGGGUUUGGAGAUGACUUAGUGAAUGCAGGUGGGGAAAGGCCACUUGUAACAGAGGAAGCUCCAACAAGUGAUGGGGGAGAAAGUCUGGAAAAAGAACCAGGUCAAGAGAAUGUGGAGGAAGGUAAGCAAAUUGUCGAUGCACCAGUUGACCUGCAGGAAAGACUUGGAGUUACAGAUGUUGAUGCACGGAAUCCUGGGAUCAAGACUUCAACUUCUUCUGCAGAUGGUAGUGAAAAUUCAAAUUUACGGGGCCAGGAUGCUAUUGAAAAAGCUCCUGACAUGCUAAUUGAAGAAAAUUUGAAUCCCAAAGUUAUUUCUCAUAGUGAUGGUUCGGAGAAAGACCUUUCUAAUUUGGAAGGGGAUGAGAGUUGUAUGGUUGAGAAAGAGCAUGAAGAUAAAGAAAAAAGCGAUCAUAUAGAUGAUCAGAAUCGAGCUGUUGGAGGAGGGGAACUUCCUAAUAGCAUUUUGACACAUGGGCAGAAGAUUUCUGAUGAUGAACAGCUUGGUUUAUAUGCAGGGUCAACGGCAGUUGAAGUUCCAGAGAUAGCAUCACAGGCACUUGAUAGUGAAAAUUUGGAUCAAAGUAUAGCUCCUGAAAAUGUGGUGAAUGUGGUGAGUACAGAUUCAAUAUUCUCAAGUCAAUCAAACCAAAGGGAUUCUGAGGUAGAUGUUGCAGUACAAAAUGAUAGUAAAAUUUUGGCUCCAAGUAUUGAAGUUUCUGCUGAAAACGAGCAAAAUUUAAAUGUGGAGACAGAAUGCAGGAAUUUGGAGUCAGAUCCUGAAUCCAAUAGACAAGGAGGGGCUAUUGGUGCGAACAUUGAGGAAAAUGCUGUCAUUGAUAAUUCUCUGGCUGAUUUUGAGAGUGUGGAAGGAAUGGAAGUUGAUCAAAGCUUCAAUGUUAAUCAGGUGGGUUUACAUGGUGAGGAAGAAAUGGAAGAUGUGACAAGUAUUGAUAAUGACGAUGAUCAAAUUGCUGAAUGUGCAGCCGAAAAUCCUGAAGGUUCUGUACAAUUGCAUCAGGCUUGUUAUCAGCUGCCACCAGAGAAUGAAGGUGAAUUUUCUGUUUCUGAUUUAGUGUGGGGUAAAGUGAGGAGCCAUCCUUGGUGGCCAGGUCAGAUAUUUGAUCCAUCUGAUUCUUCUGAUAAGGCAAUGAAAUAUUAUAAAAAGGAUUUCUUUUUGGUUGCAUAUUUUGGGGACCGUACGUUUGCUUGGAAUGAAGUGUCUCAGUUAAAGCCCUUUCGGACACAUUUCUCCCAAGAAGAGAUGCAAAGCAAUUCAGAAGCCUUCCAAAAUUCUGUUGAGUGUGCUCUAGAAGAAGUCUCUAGAAGAUCUGAAUUGGGGCUAGCGUGUGCUUGCACACCUAGAGAAGCAUAUGACAUGAUUAAAUGUCAGAUUAUUGAAAAUGCUGGAAUUCGAGAAGAAUCUUCUAGAAGAUUUGGUGUAGACAAAUCUGCCAGUGCGGCAUCAUUUGAACCAGCUAAACUAAUUGAAUACAUCAGGGACUUGGCAAAGUUUCCAUCUGAUGGCAGUGACCGUUUGGAACUUGUGAUAGCUAAGGCCCAGCUGACAGCAUUUUAUCGUCUAAAGGGGUAUUGUGGCUUGCCUCAAUUCCAAUUUGGUGGCUUGCCUCAGUUCCAGUUUUGUGGGGGGCUGGUGGACAAUGAGUCAGACUGUUUAGGCAUUGAAAUGGAGUCAAGUGAUUUUAUUCAGCAUGUAGCUUCUUGCCAGGAUGAUGCACAGAACACCCCCUGUAAGGAGAAAUCAGAAAGUCGGAGUAGUUCUUAUCAUAAACGCAAACAUAACUUGAAGGAUGGUCUGUAUCCAAAGAAAAAGGAAAGGAGUUUGUAUGAACUAAUGGGUGAAACUUUUGACAAUUUAGAUGGAGAAAAUUGGUCUGAUGCAAGGACGACUACCACAUUGGUGUCACCAUCUGCUAAGAGACAGAAGACUGUCGAACAUCCUACUGAUUAUUCAGGUACACCAGAUGGAAGGAAAACUGUAUCCUUUGCAAAGGUUUCUGGUACUGCACCUGUUAAAACGUCCUUCAAAAUUGGUGACUGUAUUCGUAGGGUUGCAAGCCAGUUGACUGGUACGCCUCCAAUUGUCAAAUCUAAUAGUGAGAGGUUCCAAAAGCCAGAUGGUGGCUUUGAUGGACACGUGGUCCAUGACUCUGAUGUUUUCCUCCAGAACUUUGAUGAUGCCCAAAGAGGAAGGGUAAAUCUUCCUGUAGAGUACUCCUCCUUGGAUGAAUUGCUAGGCCAACUUCAACUAGUGGCAAUAGAUCCAAUGAAGGAAUACAGCUUCUUGAACGUAAUUGUUAGUUUUUUUGCCGAUUUUCGAGAUUCGUUAAUUUUGAGGCAGCAGCCUGGGAUUGAGGAUUUGGCCACGGACAGAGGAAGUGGUAAGAGGAAAGCACUAUUUACUCCUGUUGUGUUACCAGAAACUUUUGAAUUUGAGGAUAUGAGUGACACUUAUUGGACGGACAGGGUAAUCCAAAAUGGAACUGAAGUUCCGCCAUCUCGUAGAACCAGAAAACGAGAUUCGCAACUUGCAGUUGGAGAACCAGAGAAGGCUCUUCAAGGGAGUCGGAGGCCAUACAAGAAGCGAAAUUCUGUUGGCAAUCAUGUUUUGUCAGCUGAGAAGUUUACUGGCUCUGCUGAUCAGCCAUCUCCUGCAGAACUUGUAAUGAACUUUUCUGAGGUGGAUUCUGUGCCAUCAGAAAAAACCCUGAAUAAUAUGUUUAGGCGGUUUGGACCCUUGAGAGAAUCUGAGACAGAAGUUGAUAGGGAGGGUGGGCGUGCAAGAGUAGUUUUCAGAAAAUCUUCUGAUGCGGAAAUUGCUUAUAGCACUGCUGGAAGGUUCAGCAUCUUUGGACCUAGACUUGUAAAUUAUCAGCUCAGCUAUACUCCUUCUACCCUGUUUAAAGCGUCUCCCAUUCCCAGACUUCAGGAUCAGGAAAUGCAUCUUGAUCUUAGCACGACUCAGUUUCACGAUAUGCAACUUGAUUUAGCCUCAUUCCACGACCAUGAAAUGCAGCUAGAUUUAUCUUCGAUUCAUGACCAGGAAAUGCAACUUGAUCUUUCCACCAUUGGAUACCAGGAAAUGGAAUCUGUUCUUGAUCCAAACCAUCACCAGGAGAGUAAACCUAACUACACUGCCCAGCUUGGGGAGAUGCAGGCUGGCUUUUCAACAAUCCAAUAUGAGAGGCAACAUGAUAUUUCUUCAAUUCAUGAUCAGGAACUGCACUCUGUUUUUGUUUCAAACCAGGAGACACAAUCAGGUCCUAUUUCUUCCCAAGACCAGGAAUUGCAACAUAAUUUCACCUCAACCCAGUUUGGGGAGAUACAGGCUGAUCAUACUCUAACUCCACAUCAUGAUGAGCCACCAGUUUCUGCCUCAGCCCAGGAGCAGAAUAUGCAACCAGUUUUUGCCACAAUCAAGGAGGAGAAGACACAGCCGGAUGUUACUACACUCCAAGCCGAGACACAGUCAGUUCUUGGCAUCAUCCAGGAGCAAGAGACGCAUGCUAUUCUUGAUGCAACCCAAGUUGGUACGAUGCAAGCUGAUCUUGCUCCAACUCAUCACGAGAAGCAAACUGUUCCUGCCACAAGCCAGGAGCAGGAGAUGCAGCCAGUUUUUUCCAUGAUCCAGAAGGAGGCACAGCCAGUUCUGGCCACUAGCCAAGAGCAAGAGAAUGUGGCUGUUAUUGGCACCACAAUCCAUCACGUGGAGGAGCGACCUGUUCCAUCCACUCCCCUGGAGCAGGAGAUGCAACCUGUCCUUGCCACAACUCAGGCGAAUGAAAUGUUGCCAGUUCUUACUGCAGCUCAAGAUCAUGAAAGGGAACCUCUGACCACAUUGGAGGAGUCAAUGGGGGAACCUGCUCCUGCUAUGACAGAAGCGCAAGAAAUACAACAUGCUCUUGGCACAGUGAAGGGGAAUGAGGCAGAAGAUGUUCUUGGAAAAAAAGAGCAGGCAACUCAAUCUGUUACCAUUGCUACUGAUGAACAAGACGAUGGGCAGCCACUUGUUUUGGGGGAGGAGGCUGAAGGAGAAACUCAGCUGGCUCCUGCCAUGACAGAGGGACAGGAAACACAAGUUCUUGACACGAUGGAGGGACGUGAGACCGAACAUGAUCUUGGCGCAAAGGAGCAGGCAACUCAAUCUGUUACUGUAACUGAUGGUCAAGAUGAGACACAACCACUUGUUUUAACUGGUGAAGAGGUUCAGGACGAGACUAAGCCCAUUCUUGCCUCAACCCAGGAACUGGAAACUGAGCCAGAUGUUACCUCCACUCAGGAGUUGGAACCUGACGAGGAUACUAUGCAAACACAGGAGUUGCGACCUGAUCACGUGACAAGAGAGGAGCACGAGGCUGUGCCAGUCUCUCUUUCAUCCCAGGUGCAUGGUGAGCAGUCCAAUCAUGCUGAAGAACUUGAGCAGGAUGUGCUUCCUGAUAAUGCUGCGAAUGUGGUGCCAAAGGUAAAAUUUAAUGAUGACAUGAAGGAGGAGCAUGAAGUGCAACAUGGUAGUAGCACAAAGCAGGAGCUGGAGAUGCAAUAUGAUAUUCCUACAGAUCAGGAACAGGAGAAGCAAGAUGAUAAUGGCACAGAUCAGGAGCAGGAGAAGCAAUGUGGCAAUGCCGCAGAUCAGGAGCAGGAGAAACAAUGCGACAAUGCCGCAGAUCAGGGGCAGGAGAUUCAGGAGCAGGAGAUGCAAUGUGAUAGUGACACAAAUGAGGAGCACAUGGUGCAAUCUGGCGAGGCUACACCCAAUGAGCAGGAUGUGCAAUCUGAUCAUGAGCAAGAAUUGCAAGCUGAUCGUGCCACUAACCAGGAGCAGGAGACGGAAUCAAAUUUUGCCACAUUACAAGAGCAGGACGCACAAUCUGAUUUUUCCCAAAAGCAUCUGACCCAGGAUCAGGCGAUGCAACCUGAUCUUGCCGCAAUUCCAGACUCAGAGAAGCUCCCUGAUUCUGUCCCCACGAAGGAUCAGGACAAGCAUCUUGGUCUUUCAUCUUUGGAAAAGAACACAGAUUAA